Messenger RNA from Cherax quadricarinatus, 5752 nucleotides. RefSeq names its product TBC1 domain family member 16 (gene TBC1D16). Gene Ontology annotation, molecular function: GTPase activator activity. NCBI's taxonomy places the organism in Eukaryota, Metazoa, Arthropoda, Malacostraca, Decapoda, Parastacidae. The record is from RefSeq and is a predicted model, not a curated record. Gene Ontology annotation, cellular component: early endosome. Gene Ontology annotation, biological process: activation of GTPase activity.
AAGCCAGAAGUGACGUAAACAUCAGCUGCUGUUUUGGUGCCACAGGAUAACAGAUUCACUCUGUAGUGCCACAAGAUAACAGUCAGCUGCUGUAGUGCCACAGAAGCUUUGUAAUACGUGCAGUGUGCAUGACGGUUCUUUCUGAUGCGAGCGCCAGUUAUAGUGCGAGGCGCGACGUAGAAGACCACAGCUGCUGUGUUUUCGAGAUGGGAUUGAAGAAAAAGAUGCUUUAAGCAUUUGGGUGUACCUACCAAGAUUACUCUUGCAAACCAAAAUGUCAUUCAACGGCAUCUUGCGAAGAGCGUCAAGCUUUUUGGGCAUAACCUAUUCUGAUAACUCCAAGCCAGCUUAUGAAGAUGGAGAUAUUGUUUUCUGUAAGAACAAUGUUUGUGUACACCCUCCCUCACGUUAUCGUGGAGAUGGAGAAAAGGUACACCAUCCUGGUUACUUGGUUAUCAAGUGUCAAGCAGAUAUGACUCAUGGAACCACACUGCACCUGAACUGGAUUCCCAAUGAGCGUCUUCGACGGAAUCAUGACCUUAUUUCUCAAAUGAACACUGAGGGAAGCAGUCGCAGUAAUUCUCCAUAUCCAACAUCAGACUCUGAAUCAAUGUCUGUCUCUUCUUUGGUAUUACAUGAUAGCAGUGGUACAUUAAGAAAAACUUCAUUUGAUGAUGCUGCUACAAUGUCUACGUCUGGUAUCUCCACCUUGGAUACGACUAGUGAAGUUACACAGUCCAAGGGUGAGGCUAGUCCCAAUAGUGAUGGAAACAUUAGUGAUGGCCAACAGAAAUAUGUUGAAGAUGAUGGUGAUGAAGCAAAGCAAGACAAAGGUGAGAGGGAUAAUGAAAUAAAAGAAGGCAAUGAUGAGGUAACUUGUGAUACAGAAGAAGGUAAAGAAAUUUCUGAUAAAGUUAACGAGAACAUAUGUAAACACAAUACAAAUGAUAUACAGAAAGAAUGGCAGCUACCAGACAAUGAGCAAAGUGAGACUGUUUCAGUUUUAAAAGAAGGUUCAGAACUCGCCAUCAAUAAAAUUAGUGAAGAUAAUACCCAUGAAGAAAACAGAGUGUCUGUUCCUCUUAGUUCUGUUAUUAACGAAGAAACAGAUGAUGGUGAUGACAUAGUUGAUGGCCAGAAGUGCCGAUAUAUAUCCUCUUCAGACAGCAGUUCAGACGGGGACAAACUAGGAGAAAGUUUAACCAUCACAGAGACGAUACAAAGCUCAAGUUCUCUGGGACAACUCACGAGUGAAAGAGAAGAUAGCUUGGAAUCAUCUCCUGAACCACAUUUGACUCCACCUCACUACUUCACUGCUGGUAAUGGAGAACAGUAUUGGUAUGAAAGAAGUGCAGAAUCGAUGGCCUAUUCUGCCAACUUAGCUUUCCCAGAUUCAUCAUUGUCCUCAUUCUGCCCAACUCCUGUUGAUGGAGGAUCGUCUCCAGUCAGAAGAGAGCACAAGUGUGGCAUCUUCAGUAUUGAUGUCAGGCAGAGUAAGUCUCUCCGACUUUUCUUCAGUGAUCAAGACCAUACUUGUGGCCAGUUAGUAAUUGCCAGCCGGGAGAGCCAAUACAAGAUCUUUCAUUUUCAUUAUGGAGGCCUAGACAAGCUGGCAGCAGUAUUUGAAGACUGGAACUUUUUAAUCAAACCCAGGGAUGAGGAGUGUUCAACACCAGAAGCAGCACUUAAGCAAUUUCUUGUUUGCAUGCCUCACGUCAGUGAAUCUGAACUUCAUCCAGAAGAGGGCCAACACAAAUGCUUAGAUCCUGAAACUUGGAUCACCUACUUUAAUGAGGAAGGUCAAAUAGAGGAUGAUCUUGCACUUCGGAGAGCUAUUUUCUUUGGUGGUGUGGAACCUGAGCUGAGAGCUAAUGUGUGGCCCUUCCUGCUUCAUUAUUAUGAUUUCCGUACGACAUUUGACCAGCGCCAAGCUAUUAUGGAGGAAAAACAUCAACUCUAUCAUAAGAUCAACACCGUGAGAGAGAGCAUGUCUGGUGAAGACCUGGAUUGGUUCAGGAGAAACGUUCAGUGCACUGUGGAAAAAGAUGUUGUGCGCACUGAUCGAUCCAACCCUUGUUUUGCUGGCAAUGAUAAUCCAAAUUUGGAGAAGAUGAAGAAAAUUCUCUUAAACUUUGCUGUGCAUAACCCAGUCAUGGGGUAUACACAAGGAAUGUCUGAUAUUCUAGCCCCAAUAUUGGCUGAAGUGCGUAAUGAAGCUGAUGUAUUCUGGUGUUUCACUGGUCUUAUGAGUAAGACUAUCUUUGUAACAUCACCCAAAGAUGAGGACAUGGAAAAGAACUUGAGUUACUUACGAGAGUUAUUGCGAAUAAUGACACCACGCUUCUUCAGUCACAUGGCCAAACAACAAGAUGGGAUGGAUCUGCUCUUCUGUCAUCGUUGGAUACUCCUUUGUUUCAAGCGAGAGUUCUCAGAGGACCAGGCUAUGGCUAUGUGGGAGGCAUGUUGGAGUAACUAUCAGACUGACUACUUUCACCUCUUCCUGGUGGUAGCCAUUGUUAGCAUGUACGGAAAUGAUGUUGUGGAUCAGAAUCUUCGACCAGAUGAGACCUUAUUAUACUUCACUUCAUUAGCUAAUCAUAUGGAUGGCCAGAUGGCACUAAAGAAGGCUCGGGGUCUUCUUCAUCAGUACCGAAGCAUGAACUACUUGCCUUGCACACUGGUGGGGCUGUGUGAACUUUGUGGCCCAGGAAUGUGGGAUUCUGGGCAUGUACCAGUUGUGGCAUGUGUUGGGCAUCCAGAUGAUAAACCAUGCCCCCUUAACCAGUCAACUGCCACUGCAAACACUUCCUCCAGCACUGCUUCUUGACACACCACCAGGAAAGUGUUCCAUCAGUUGGUUUUGUGUAAGUGAGAUAGAAGGGAAAAUAAAAGAUACCAAUACAGUAAUGGUGAAAGAUAUAAUUAUUUAAUAAAGUAAUUUAACUGUAUUAGAAGAAUAAGGUAGCAUUUGAAAAAUAUAUUAAAAAUUGUGAAUACUACUUUACAAAUAAUAUUCAUCAAUGAUAGAUCUGUCAUCCUUUAGCAGUUCAUAAAAUUUAAUUCUAAAGAAAUUUUCUGAAGAGUUCUCCUACACUGUUCUGAUGAACAUGAUGGGGAAAGCAAGAGGAUGAGAGUAUUGCAAAAAAUACUAGGCAUACCACUUCAAUUAAUGCCUAACUAAGAUAAGCUCUUCAAUUUUAUAAAAAAAAAAGUCAUAAUAGGGAAGAUAAAUUAUAAUACUACAUGGGAGAAAACCUCAGAACUUAUAUGCAACUUAAGCAGAAACAAUUGAAAAAUCUUCGUACAUACUGUAUCUGGACCAAGUGUUUUAGCCUCCUAUAGUUAGUGAUGUUGCCAGACAUCAUUAGACCAGUUAGUGUACCAGGAUGAGGAUGUGAAGAUCUGGGGACAAUACAAGAACAAAUGUGUUGAAAUACAGAUUUUUUUUUUUUAAAUAGAAGUCUUUUAGCAGUUGAAUUGCAUUAUGUGAAGGACAUAGCAGUUUAAGGCAAGAAUAGUAAAAAUAAUGUACUAACUUUGUCUUUCUGCAUUCUCUUUACUAUUCUAGAUUUUUUAUAGAAUUGCAUGAGUUAGUUUAGCAAAUAAAGUAUAUAGUAUUGCUAGAAAGAACCAACCAAUGAGACAAAUACUAAACUCCUAAACAGAAGAAAAUAUUGUUUCAUUAAUCAUAUGAUGAUGGUACUGUUAAAAACUGUUUAAUAUAAAGUACUCUCAUGCAGUAACUCAGUAUAAUUGCUUAAAAUAAAGGAAAAUUUUUGAUCAAGUAUUCAAGUGAAAUUAAAGCAAUACAUAAUUUUCAGAUCUACAAUAUGAGACAUUGCUCAUUUAUUUUGAUUGGAAAUUGUGCUAAUGUUGAGUACAUUUGAUAAUUAAUUUUGGUGUUAAACUCUGCAAUAAGAAAAGCUUCUAAUUUUAGGGUUACUUAAUACCAUUUAUAUUAAACACUUGUGAUGAUUUUUAGUGGAAUUCAUAAAUAAAAGAAGAAGUUUAGAAGAAGUUUAUUUUGGUAUUUUCUCUCCAGUAAUUUCUUUGUAUUAGCAUUUCAUGAUAUUUGCAUUUGUUUGAUAUUCCUUAGUGUUAAUGCAACUAACGCUGGAUGCUGUUUACGGUAUUACAUGAACAUCCUGCAGCACCCUCAUUUCUGUAAAAAAUACUGUACAAUUUACUCUUUCAAUACUUCUCUGCCUGGUGCCUGUUUCACUUUGAAACAAGGCACCACUCUGUAGACAUAUGAAAUUCAACAGGCACUUAAUUUCUGAAAGGCUUACCUCUUUUUGAGCAACAGAUGGGAUUACCGAUAUGUUGAAUACACACUGCUGCUAUGGUGGUACAGUUGUUGAUCUGCGGUCUCCAGUGCUCCUUAAACAGUUUGCUACUUUCAUGAUUUUGUGGAAUUCUCAUUUCAUCUUGUACUUACUUUGUGGUGAAAAUUGAUGUGCAUUAUAUUCUUAUACCAAAAAGAAGUCAUGCUGAUCUUACUACUGUAAAUCUUAUAAUUCAGAAUGGGAUUUGAGGCACAUUAUUUUGAUGUUGCAGCAAUAUUUUUAAUUAAAAAAAGUUUGGAACAUUCUCUUACUAUUUUUUUUCAUCACUGAAGUCAGGAAGAUAUUAUCAAGUAUCAAGGCUUCUCUCUGAAGUUAACAUCCACAUGACUUCAUUCAGAUUGACAGCACAUAUUUUAAACAAUCAAAACUUUGAACAUAAUACAGUACUUAGAAUGAUAUCCUUUUGUAUAAAAUGAAUCAACCAUGAAGAUGUCUUUUGACCUUUACUAUUGAAUUGGUUAAUAAAGUCAGAGCAUAAAAUGUUUAUUUCUUCAAAAUGCUCCAUACUGUAUACUGUUUAUGAAGACAUCUUUUGACAUAAAACAUUAGGUGCUUCUGUGGGACAGAUAUCUAUUGUUUCCUUGUUCUCCUCUAAAAAUAGUAUUGGAUCUAUCUCACUUCAUGGUAGAUUCUUAGAUAUUGGUGAAGGGUUCUUGAUCAGAGGAAUUGAAGCUAUCCUUCCCUUCUUUGGAUGAAAUCUGAUUGCCUUCUAUUCCUCAAAUACUGUAGGUUUAGUGCUUCUCUAUGAAUAUAAAAAUAGUAAUAAUAAUUUUAAAUAAAAAAUUGGAUAUCAGAUUAGAGGGAGAGAGUAUGGAGGAAAUAACAAAAAGGCACAAUACCGUGACUGAUUUGUAGUAAAAGAUUGGAUAUCAGAUUAGAAGGAGGGAGUAUGGAGGAAAUAACAAAAAGGCUUGUGACUACAUUUUAGUCCAACUUGGACCAUUUACAAAGUCACACUAACAAAAAGGAUAGGAGGGAGUAUAUAUAGGCCAGCAGACAGGGACGAGACAAAAGAGGUAGUAGGAAAGGAAGAAGAGAGGUCGUGCUAAAGGUAGUAGUAGUAGUGGAGUCAGUCAAAGACUAAGAAAGAGAACACAGGGGAGGAAAAAGUAUUAAUGGAUCAAAUACCCAAGGCAGAAGAAAGAAAAUCCAAAGGAGAAAGAGGAAAGGGAAAGAGGGAGAAGGGGAAAAAGAAUCAGGUUAAGUCACGGGUAUUCUGAAGUUUGGACCAUUUUACAAUGUAAUGGGAAAGAGGGCAUCUUCAGAGACAAAUCCAGGACUAAGAUUCACACAAGGAAAGUUGUGUAUAAGGGAUGAUUCAACCAGAUGGCAUCUGUGAAAGUUAGAAGUAGCCUAGACAGUUUUAGCAGAAGACCAGUCAAUAGGAUGACUGUGAUCUCUGACAU